Molecule: messenger RNA, 256 nt
Organism: Racocetra persica
Lineage: Eukaryota; Fungi; Glomeromycota; Glomeromycetes; Diversisporales; Gigasporaceae
Source: the annotation of a GenBank genome assembly
AUGUUUUCUGAUGAUGCAUUUGAUUAUCCACUAGCUCAUUCUUAUUCACUUUUUCAACAAGCUAAAGAUCAAGUAGUUGAAACUAUUGGAAUUGCACAUAAAGCAAUUAACAUUGCUAUUGAAAAAGAUGAUUCAUAUAUUCUUAAGUUUUUGAAAGAAUAUAUAGUUCAAAAUAAAUAUUCUCUUAUUAAAAAUACAACUGGUGAAUCUUUUCUUGGCCAAGAAACAAAUAUUUUUGAAGAACAUUCUGAAUCAA